Molecule: messenger RNA, 8966 nt
Organism: Gorilla gorilla gorilla (western lowland gorilla)
Lineage: Eukaryota; Metazoa; Chordata; Mammalia; Primates; Hominidae
Gene: ADAMTS13
Product: ADAM metallopeptidase with thrombospondin type 1 motif 13
Exons: 29
Coding region: 4158-8453 (1431 amino acids)
Biological process (GO): proteolysis; extracellular matrix organization
Cellular component (GO): extracellular matrix
Molecular function (GO): metalloendopeptidase activity
Source: RefSeq, a predicted model, not a curated record
GCUGGGGGCACUGGGCGGUGGGGCUAGUGAGAGCCGGGCUCGGUCGCUCGCCUGCGUCCUGGACUCUCGGGCGUUUCCCGCCUUGGGCUGCUCCUUGCUCAGCCUCACAGCGGCUCAUCUUCCACAUACAGUGGGGAAACUGAGGCCCAGGCACCGGGAGGAGUUCCCGCCAGUUCACUCUGUAGCAGGACGAGCCGCAGACAAGAACCCCUCAGACACCGAAUUGUAGAAGGAAAGGGCUUUAUUUAGUGGGGAGCAUCGGCAGACUCACGUCUCCAAAAACCGAGCUCUCUGAGUGAGCAAUUCCUGUCCCUUUUAAGGGCGUACAACCCUAAGGGGGUCUGUGUGAGAGGGUCGUGAUCGAUUGAGCAAGCAGGGGGUACGUGACUGGGGGCUGCAUGCACCGGUAAUCAGAACGGAACAGAACAGGACAGGGAUUUUCACAAUGCUUUUCCAUACAAUGUCUGAAAUCUAUAGAUAACAUAACCGGUUAGGUCAAGGAUUGAUCUUUAACCAGGCCCAGGGCGCGGCGUCAGGCUGUCUGCCUGUGGAUUUUAUUUCUGCCUCUUAGUUUUUACUUCUUUAUUUGGAAGCAGAAAUUGGGCAUAAGACAAUAUGAGGGGUGGUCUCCUCCCUUACCUCCGCCUCCUGGGUUCAAGCGAUUCUCCUGCCUCAGCCUCCUGAGUAGCUGGGAUUAUAGGUGCACGCCACCACGCUCUGCCAAUUUUUGUAUUUUUAGUAGACCUGGGGUUUCGCCAUGUUGGCCAGGCUGUCUUGAACUCCUGACCUCCAGUGAUCCAUCCGCCUCGGCCUCCCCAAGUGCUGGGAUUACAGGUGUGAGCCACCGUGCCCGGCCGGGAGUGGGUAGAUUUGAUGUGUGUGUGUAACAGGCAGAGGUUGAUGGAGUAACAGGGAAGUGAGGCUCCUAGGAUUUUGGUCUGAGCAACUGGGUGUGGCCAUUUAUCAUUCCAAUAAAUGUCUGCGGGGAGCAGGGUGAAGUAUGGGGGUGGAGCCAUGAGCUCCUUUUCACACUUGCUGAGUUUGAAUGGGCCGUCAGUCACCAAGGAGAGACGUCUAAUCAGCAGCAGGAUAUAAGAUUCCUAAGCUUAGGGAAGGGUCAGUGCUGGAGAUGUAAUUUGGAAAUCGUCAGCACAUAAUUAGUGUUGAAACAUGAACCUGGGUUAGUUCAUCCAAAGAGAGAGUACCAAUAUAGGGAGUGAAGGGUUAAGACCAGAUAGCAGGUGCUGGGGUCUCUCCAGGGGCGAAGCAGCAGAGGAGGCUGAGGGGGAGCAGUCAGUGCAGUGGGAGGAGAGGCGGAUGUGAGUGGCAUUAGAGAAUCCAGGGGGAGAAUAAACCACAUCAGAUGCUGCUGAGAGGCUGAGAAGGACGAGGACAGAGAGAUGGGAACCAGAUAUGGCACUGAGAUUGUCAGCAAGUCCAGCGAAAAGGGUUUUCUUUUUUUUGUUUUGAGACGGAGUCUUGCUCUGCUGCCCAGGCCGGAGUGCAGUGGCGUGAUAUCGGCUCACCACAAUCUCCACCUCCUGGGUUCAAGAGAUUCUCCUGCCUCAGCCUCCUGAGUAGCUGGAACUACAGGUGCACGCCACCAUGCCCAGCUAAUUUUUUUUUUUUUUUUGAGACGAAGUUAUGCUCUUGUCGCCCAGGCUGGAGUGCAAUGGCGCAAUCUCGGCUCACCGCAACCUCCACCUCCCGGGUUCAAGUGAUUCUUCUGCCUCAGCCUCCCGAGUAGCUGGGAUUACAGGCAUGCGCCACCAUGCCCGGCUAAUUUUGUACUUUUAGUAGAGAUGGGGUUUCUCCAUGUUGGCCAGGCUGGUAUGGAUCUCCAGACAUCAGGUGAUCCUCUCUCCUCAGUCUCCCAAAGUGUUGGGAUUACAGGCGUGAGCCCCCACACCUAGCCUAAUUUUUGUAUUUUUGAAAAGAGACGGGGUUUCACUAUGCUGGCCAGGCUGAUCUCGAACUCCUGACCUCAUGAUCCGCGUGCCUCGUGAUCCACCUGCCUCGGCCUCCCAAAGUGCUGGGAUUAAAGGCGUGAGCCACCACACCUGGACUGGGUUUUCUUUUUAAAAAAGGAAAAAAACUUUGUUCCAGCAGUUUGUAAACCAGGGCAAUGCAGCCUUCUGUACAAAGGUGCAUUCCAGGGAACAAAGAGAACAAAGAAAGAGGUCGUCUUUUGUAGAGAACUUCUUGCCCAGGUUCCCACUUUGGUCCACUUAUGCAAAUGAGGAAGGCACACCUACUUAGUUCUGAUUGGUUAAUACUUGCUGAGUUCAGAUUGGUCGAUGCAGGUCACAGUCGAUGGGUUGAUUCUGGCGGCAUAAACAGGAACAGAUAGCUGUGAAACCGUCCCAGAGUUAAGUGAGAGUGGGGGCUUUCCAGGAACGCAGAAUGUGUGUGUGACCCUAGUCAGCAAAUGGCUGCUAGGUCCUACUUUGAAUUUAGGCCCAGUUAGUAACUUGGGAUCCAUCAAGAAGGAUUGGCUCUUUCAGGGUUCACAAAGUUAUUGGUGACCUUUUAAAGAUCAAUUUCAAUAGUAUGUGGGAAUUGAAGGCAAGGAAGUGGAGAUAGCCACUGAAAAUAAUGUUUCCAAGUUCUUAAAGACAGCCAGAAACAGGGCUAUGGCAGGAGGACAGUGUCAAGGGAAGGUUGUUGAUUGUAAUCAAGAGACACCGGAGUGUCUGGGCUUGGUGGCUCAUGCCUGUAAUCCCAGCACUUUGGGAGGCCGAUGCAGUCAGCUCACCUGAGGUCAGGAGUUUGAGACCAGCUUGGCCAACAUGGUGAAACCCCACCUCUACUAAAAAUACAAAAACUAGCCAGGCGUGAUGGCGGGCGCCUGUAAUCCCAUCCACAAGGGAGGCUGAGGCAGGAGAAUCACUUGAACCUGGGUGGCGGAGGUUGCAGUGAGCCGAGAUCGUGCCACUGCACUCCAGCCUGGGUGACACAGCAAGAAUCUGUCUCAAAAAACAAACAAAAACCAAAAAGAGACAGGAGAGUCAUGCAUGCCGAUGGAAUGAGCCAGGUACCAUGAUCUCGACAUCUAAGCAUGCCCCCUUCUCCAACAGCCUCCUUACCUUCCUGCAUGAAAGCACACCCUUCCCUCCAGUCCCCCAUUCCUUUAUUCUGCUGUAUUUUUCUCCAUAACACUUACCACUUUUGAACAUACUACAUAUACAACAUGUGUCUGUCUAGCAACUUUGCUGUCUGGCUCUCUUCCCUAGAAUUUAAGCUGUGAGAGGCCGAGGCUGCUGUCUGCCUGGCUUGUGGCUGCUUUCCUGGUGUCUAGCACAGAGCCUGGCCUGUUUCAGGGGCUCAGUGAAACAUUUGUUGGCUGAAGGAAUGAAUGAAUGGCUCUAGCAGAGGGGCAGAAACUAACGAUGCAGGAGGAGAGAGCUGGGAAGGGAUCCAGAGCCAGGGCCUGGCAGGAAGUGUAGGUGUGUCCUCCCUGAUCGCAGAGGAGGAGAGAGGCUGCACUUUGAGGGGUGGAAAGACAAGGUGAAUCCCCCUGCUGGUCAUCAGCUUGUGCGGCUCUGUGGCUGUAAGGGGUGUAAAAGAGUGGUUUGGAGCAUGUGAAGAGAGUCUUCCAGGAGAUGAAGGGGAUUGCCAGGCCGUUUGUGAUGAUGCUGAGAUCUGGUGCCGUGCAGCCUGCUUCUGCCACUCUCCUCAUCAGGCGUAGGCACAGAGUAGGUGGAGAGUUGAGCCAGAACCACGAUGUCUUUGGCACAGCCUCUCAUCUGUCAGAUGGGAGCGGGGACCCCGGAGAGGGAGUCAGCCGAGGUCCUAGCAUUCCUCGUGAACCCCCGUCUGUGGGUUUCUGGUCCAGUGUCCCUUCUCCAGAAUAGAUGGCUUAGGCCUCCUCUAAGGGGGUGGGCGUGUACAUCCGGAGAGCUGUCUGGUGUGCAGGACUGGGCUGCAGGGUACCCUGAACUGCAACCAUCUUAGAGCAAGGCCCAGGUUGCAGCAGCAGGAGCUGCAGGCCGCCCACCCUAGCCACGGCCCCUGCCCUGGCAGGAAGCUUCCAAGAGUAAACACUGCCUAAUCGUCCCGCCCAGUGAGCGGGCCUGUCCCAUUCCAUACUGACCAGAUUCCCAGUCACCAAGGCCCCCUCUCACUCCGCUCCACUCCGCGGGCUGGCUCUCCUGAGGAUGCACCAGCGUCACCCCCGGGCAAGAUGCCCUCCCCUCUGUGUGGCUGGAAUCCUUGCCUGUGGCUUUCUCCUGGGUUGCUGGGGACCCUCCCAUUUCCAGCAGAGUUGUCUUCAGGCUUUGGAGCCACAGGCCGUGUCUUCUUACUUGAGCCCUGGUGCUCCCUUAAAAGGCCGCCCUCCUUCCCCUGGCUUCCAGAGGCAGAGGCAGAGGCAGAGGCAGAGGCAGAGGCGGGCUGCAGGCGGCAUCCUACACCUGGAGCUGCUGGUGGCCGUGGGCCCCGAUGUCUUCCAGGCUCACCAGGAGGACACAGAGCGCUACGUGCUCACCAACCUCAACAUCGGGGCAGAACUGCUUCGGGACCCGUCCCUGGGGGCUCAGUUUCGGGUGCACCUGGUGAAGAUGGUCAUUCUGACAGAGCCCGAGGGUGCUCCAAAUAUCACAGCCAACCUCACCUCGUCCCUGCUGAGCGUCUGUGGGUGGAGCCGGACCAUCAACCCUGAGGACGACACGGAUCCUGGCCAUGCUGACCUGGUCCUCUAUAUCACUAGGUUUGACCUGGAGUUGCCUGAUGGUAACCGGCAGGUGCGGGGCGUCACCCAGCUGGGCGGUGCCUGCUCCCCAACCUGGAGCUGCCUCAUUACCGAGGACACUGGCUUCGACCUGGGAGUCACCAUCGCCCAUGAGAUUGGGCACAGCUUCGGCCUGGAGCACGACGGCGCGCCCGGCAGUGGCUGCGGCCCCAGCGGACACGUGAUGGCUUCGGACGGCGCCGCGCCCCGCGCCGGCCUCGCCUGGUCCCCCUGCAGCCGCCGGCAGCUGCUGAGCCUGCUCAGCGCAGGACGGGCGCGCUGCGUGUGGGACCCGCCGCGGCCUCAACCCGGGUCCGCGGGGCACCCGCCGGAUGCGCAGCCUGGCCUCUACUACAGCGCCAACGAGCAGUGCCGCGUGGCCUUCGGCCCCAAGGCUGUCGCCUGCACCUUCGCCAGGGAGCACCUGGAUAUGUGCCAGGCCCUCUCCUGCCACACAGACCCGCUGGACCAAAGCAGCUGCAGCCGCCUCCUCGUUCCUCUCCUGGAUGGGACAGAAUGUGGCGUGGAGAAGUGGUGCUCCAAGGGUCGCUGCCGCUCGCUGGUGGAGCUGACCCCCAUAGCAGCAGUGCAUGGGCGCUGGUCUAGCUGGGGUCCCCAUAGUCCUUGCUCCCGCUCCUGCGGAGGAGGUGUGGUCACCAGGAGGCGGCAGUGCAACAACCCCAGACCUGCCUUUGGGGGGCGUGCAUGUGUUGGUGCUGACCUCCAGGCCGAGAUGUGCAACACUCAGGCCUGCGAGAAGACCCAGCUGGAGUUCAUGUCGGAACAGUGCGCCAGGACCGACGGCCAGCCGCUGCGCUCCUCCCCUGGCGGUGCCUCCUUCUACCACUGGGGUGCUGCUGUACCACACAGCCAAGGGGAUGCUCUGUGCAGACACAUGUGCCGGGCCAUUGGCGAGAGCUUCAUCAUGAAGCGUGGAGACAGCUUCCUCGAUGGGACCCGGUGUAUGCCAAGUGGCCCCCGGGAGGACGGGACCCUGAGCCUGUGCGUGUCGGGCAGCUGCAGGACAUUUGGCUGUGACGGCAGGAUGGACUCCCAGCAGGUAUGGGACAGGUGCCAGGUGUGUGGUGGGGACAACAGCACGUGCAGCCCACGGAAGGGCUCUUUCACAGCUGGCAGAGCGAGAGAAUAUGUCACAUUUCUGACAGUUACCCCCAACCUGACCAGUGUCUACAUUGCCAACCACAGGCCUCUCUUCACACACUUGGCGGUGAGGAUCGGAGGGCGCUACGUCGUGGCUGGGAAGAUGAGCAUCUCCCCUAACACCACCUACCCCUCCCUCCUGGAGGAUGGUCGUGUCGAGUACAGAGUGGCCCUCACCGAGGACCGGCUGCCCCGCCUGGAGGAGAUCCGCAUCUGGGGACCCCUCCAGGAAGAUGCUGACAUCCAGGUUUACAGGCGGUAUGGCGAGGAGUAUGGCAACCUCACCCGCCCAGACAUCACCUUCACCUACUUCCAGCCUAAGCCACGGCAGGCCUGGGUGUGGGCCGCUGUGCGUGGGCCCUGCUCGGUGAGCUGUGGGGCAGGGCUGCGCUGGGUAAACUACAGCUGCCUGGACCAGGCCAGGAAGGAGUUGGUGGAGACUGUCCAGUGCCAAGGGAGCCAGCAGCCACCAGCGUGGCCAGAGGCCUGCGUGCUCGAACCCUGCCCUCCGUACUGGGCGGUGGGAGACUUCGGCCCGUGCAGCGCCUCCUGUGGGGGUGGCCUGCGGGAGCGGCCAGUGCGCUGCGUGGAGGCCCAGGGCAGCCUCCUGAAGACAUUGCCCCCAGCCCGGUGCAGAGCAGGGGCCCAGCAGCCAGCUGUGGUGCUGGAAACCUGCAACCCCCAGCCCUGCCCUGCCAGGUGGGAGGUGUCAGAGCCCAGCUCAUGCACAUCAGCUGGUGGAGCAGGCCUGGCCUUGGAGAAUGAGACCUGUGUGCCAGGGGCAGAUGGCCUGGAGGCUCCAGUGACUGAGGGGCCUGGCUCUGUAGAUGAGAAGCUGCCUGCCCCUGAGCCCUGUGUCGGGAUGUCAUGCCCUCCAGGCUGGGGCCAUCUGGAUGCCACCUCUGCAGGGGAGAAGGCUCCCUCCCCAUGGGGCAGCAUCAGGACGGGGGCUCAAGCUGCACAUGUGUGGACCCCUGCGGCGGGGUCGUGCUCCGUCUCCUGCGGGCGAGGUCUGAUGGAGCUGCGUUUCCUGUGCAUGGACUCUGCCCUCAGGGUGCCUGUCCAGGAAGAGCUAUGUGGCCUGGCAAGCAAGCCUGGGAGCCGGCAGGAGGUCUGCCAGGCUGUCCCGUGCCCUGCUCGGUGGCGGUACAAGCUGGCGGCCUGCAGCGUGAGCUGUGGGGGAGGGGUCGUGCGGAGGAUCCUGUAUUGUGCCCGGGCCCAUGGGGAGGACGAUGGUGAGGAGAUCCUGUUGGACACCCAGUGCCAGGGGCUGCCUCGUCCGGAACCCCAGGAGGCCUGCAGCCUGGAGCCCUGCCCACCUAGGUGGAAAGUCAUGUCCCUUGGCCCAUGUUCGGCCAGCUGUGGCCUUGGCACUGCUAGACGCUCGGUGGCCUGUGUGCAGCUCGACCAAGGCCAGGACGUGGAGGUGGACGAGGCGGCCUGUGUGGCGCUGGUGCGGCCCCAGGCCAGUGUCCCCUGUCUCAUUGCCGACUGCACCUACCGCUGGCAUGUUGGCACCUGGAUGGAGUGCUCUGUUUCCUGUGGGGAUGGCAUCCAGCGCCGGCGUGACACCUGCCUCGGACCCCAGGCCCAGGCGCCUGUGCCGGCUGAUUUCUGCCAGCACUUGCCCAAGCCGGUGACUGUGCGUGGCUGCUGGGCUGGGCCCUGUGUGGGACAGGGGAUGCCCAGCCUGGUGCCCCACGAAGAAGCCGCUGCUCCAGGACGGACCACAGCCACCCCUGCUGGUGCCUCCCUGGAGUGGUCCCAGGCCCGGGCCCUGCUCUUCUCCCCGGCUCCCCAGCCUCAGCGGCUCCUGCCCGGGCCCCAGGAAAACUCAGCACAGUCCAGUGCCUGUGGCAGGCAGCACCUUGAGCCAACAGGAACCAUUGACAUGCGAGGCCCAGGGCAGGCAGACUGUGCAGUGGCCAUUGGGCGGCCCCUCGGGGAGGUGGUGACCCUCCGCGUCCUUGAGAGUUCUCUCAACUGCAGUGCGGGGGACAUGUUGCUGCUCUGGGGCCGGCUCACCUGGAGGAAGAUGUGCAGGAAGCUGUUGGACAUGACUUUCAGCUCCAAGACCAACACGCUGGUGGUGAGGCAGCACUGCGGGCGGCCAGGAGGCGGGGUGCUGCUGCGGUAUGGGAGCCAGCUUGCUCCUGAAACCUUCUACAGAGAAUGUGACAUGCAGCUCUUUGGGCCCUGGGGUGAAAUCGUGAGCCCCUCGCUGAGUCCAGCCACGAGUAAUGCAGGGGGCUGCCGGCUCUUCAUUAAUGUGGCUCCGCACGCACGGAUUGCCAUCCAUGCCCUGGCCACCAACAUGGGCGCUGGGACCGAGGGAGCCAAUGCCAGCUACAUCUCGAUCCGGGACACCCACAGCUUGAGGACCACAGCGUUCCAUGGGCAGCAGGUGCUCUACUGGGAGUCAGAGAGCAGCCAGGCUGAGAUGGAGUUCAGCGAGGGCUUCCUGAAGGCUCAGGCCAGCCUGCGGGGCCAGUACUGGACCCUCCAAUCAUGGGUACCGGAGGUGCAGGACCCUCAGUCCUGGAAGGGAAAGGAAGGAACCUGAGGGUCAUUGAACAUUUGUUCUGUGUCUGGCCAGCCCUGGAGGGUUGACCCCUGGUCUCAGUGCUUUCCAAUUCGGACUUUUUCCAAUCUUAGGUAUCUACUUUAGAGUCUUCUCCAAUGUCCAAAAGGCUAGGGGGUUGGAGGUGGGGACUCUGGAAAAGCAGCCCCCAUUUCCUCGGGUACCAAUAAAUAAAACAUGCAGGCUGACCGGCGUUUUUUUCUUACAAGCUGUCCAGACCUGGCUUGAAAACCCAUCCCAUGGCAAGGCAGGGAUUCGCUGGCCGCGGUUGGCUCUAUCUUGAUCUGAGCAAGCCGCUGGACAUCCCUAGUUAUCUUCUUCCUAUCCAGGAGGAAAAUCCAAUCAGGAUUCCACUCCGAGGAUGGCGCAUUAGCCAGCUCCCUGCGAAGCCCCACCCGUGUGUCCUGGUGUGAGGCUCUGACCGCUGAGGUGUCUGCCCGCCUCCAGACCCCGCCCCCUAUGCUAAUAAGCGCCCGCCUCCUUUGGGAGCAAGUC